AUGGAUUGGAAGUUAUUGUUGGUAUUGGGUUGUGCAUUUGCUGCAUCCAGUAGUAGCGAGAGACCACGUGCCAGCUCGUACAUCUUCCGCAGUUUCGAUACCUCCCCGGGUCACAUGGUGUACCUGAGCCCCUCGUUGGUGCGUUCAAAACUGGUAAUCCCGACGGUGGACAGCCAAGAAGCAAUCAAGGUGAAAACUAAUGUGGAAUUUGAUGAAGACAGCGAAGAAGCUCCUAAGAUAGAGGAUAGUGAGGAAGAUGAAUCGAAAGUGCUGCCUUUAAAGGAGUCGAAACAUUCCAAGGAGUCUGAUGAAUCCUACGAAGAGGAACACAGUUCUAAGAAAGGUGAAAAGGGUAGGAAAGGGCACAAAUCGAGCCAUGGGUUGAAGAAGGGCAGCAAAGGUAGCUACGGUAAGGAAGAUCAUUCCACUUCCUAUGCCAACGAAGGGGAUCGCAAAAAAUCCCACCACGAUGAAGAUGGCUAUCAGAAGAAGCAUCGUGACGAACAACACAGCACCCGUGGAGGCAAGCACGGUGAGAAGAAGUUUCACAAAAAAGGGUCGAAGACUACAGGCUAUCACAAUGUGUACCAUAAGGACGAGUUCAAGAAGGAGCAUAUUUUUUACGAUACCUCGGAUCACAGUGGAAAUUUCAAGAAAUACGGAUCAUCGCACAAGGAACAUUCCAACGACGAGGAAGAGUUUGCCAAGGGAGGUCACAAAGAGGAAGGGCACUCUAGAAAGAAGACCUCCAAGAAGGGACACUCGGAUGACGGAAAGUACGAUAGUAAGCAUAGUGAGUUUAAAAAGCAACGGGGAGAUACCCAAGACUACCGGGAUAAGGAAGAAUAUCAGAAUAAAAAUGGAAAAUUGGAUUCGAUUAUGCAUGGAUAUAAAAUUUACCAUCGUUGAAUGAUUAACUGGUGGAGCAAUUUUAAAUAAGUUU
Ochlerotatus camptorhynchus is the source of this 943-nucleotide messenger RNA. Its product is annotated as protein starmaker-like. The record is from RefSeq and is a predicted model, not a curated record. The coding region runs from base 1 to 909 and encodes 302 amino acids. Lineage: Eukaryota; Metazoa; Arthropoda; Insecta; Diptera; Culicidae. The transcript has a single exon.